Belonocnema kinseyi is the source of this 569-nucleotide messenger RNA. RefSeq lists its product as uncharacterized. The transcript has 4 exons. NCBI's taxonomy places the organism in Eukaryota, Metazoa, Arthropoda, Insecta, Hymenoptera, Cynipidae. The coding region runs from base 159 to 569 and encodes 136 amino acids. The record is from RefSeq and is a predicted model, not a curated record.
AUGAAAAGCGAGAAAGUGGUCUUUGAAUCAGGAAAUGCUGAUUUGAGGAAGUUGUUUCUUGAAACUCUCAAACGUAAACUGGAAUUUGUUGGACAAAUGAGAAUUAUUAUGAAUAAGAGAUAGAUGAAAUUACUGGUGAAGAAUCAACAUAUGGAAAAAUGGCAGUUAACAGUGUUCUUUGCGCCUUAUGGUUAAGAAAGCAAGGAUUAAAACCUGCUGACAUUGUAUUCACCUGUACUUUCAACGCAAUGUAUUCCUACAUUCCAGUUUUGGCCACAUUUUACAUUGGAGCAAGUCAUCUUUUUGUUAAAAAAUCAAUACAUGUUGGAUGGUAUCAUACUGCCGACUUUGGCUAUUAUGAGGAGUCUGGUUUAGGAUAUAUUCUUGGAAGAUUAAAAAAUACUUUGAUGGUACAAAUAAACGGAAAUAGUGUACCUCUAUGGAAAACUGACCGCGUUUUGCAGCUAAUCUAUAAAAUUAUAGAAGUUUCAAUUCUAUCAGAUUUAGUAAUUUCGGAUCAUCCAAAGAUUUUCGCUUUUCUAGCGCUCAUGAAAGAAUCAAAGCUGUAG